AUGUAUCACCUUAUUCUGAUAACAGUGUUCUUCAGUAAUAAGAAUGUUGGAAGUUACAAUUAUUUAGUGAUUAUGUUUUUGUCGCUUGGAAUGCUGUUUACGAUCUUGGAAGCGACGCUCUGUCCGAAUGUGCAUUCUUACAAUGCAAGCUGGCUACUGUACUCCAUUGAACAACCUUUUGGACUGAGUAUCGGCUCCAUGAGAAUAAUUUUAGUUUUUUACACGGGCGUAUACGCUUCCACCAUUUGUAUGCUCUCCGUUCAAUUUGUCUAUAGAUACUGCGCGAUUUUCUAUCAAGAUGGCUUAAAUGUUUUAGGAUGGAGAAUUGUGUCAGUUUUUCCAUAUUUUGGAGGGUUGGGCAUGAUAUGGGGAGGUUCGAUAUUCACGUUUUCUCGAGUUGAUGACUACGCGAAGGAAUAUCUCAGACUUGAAAUGAGUAUUCAAUACGGAGUUGACAUUGAAAAAGUGUCUGGGUUCACCUUAGUCGCUUACGACAAAGAUGGGCAUUUCAGAUGGUUCAACUCCACGGCUAAUCUGAUCCUCUGCAUCAUAAUUUUCAUUCAAUUCUCGAUUAUCAUCUUCUGUGCAGGGGUCAUGUGUCUGAAAAUGGAGGAGAACAUGAAAAUGAUGUCGGAAUCGCUGCGAUCAGUUCAUCGGCAGUUCUUCCGGACACUGAUCGUUCAGAUUGUUGCGCCAACCAUAUUCCUCUUCACCCCGCUCACUUUUAUACUGUACCCUCGGCAGUUUGGUUCUCCUUUCCCUCGCUCUUUUUUCACCUAUCUUUCACUCUUUUUUCGCCUAGAUUAUAUCGGCGAAAUAUAG
Messenger RNA from Caenorhabditis elegans, 822 nucleotides. NCBI's taxonomy places the organism in Eukaryota, Metazoa, Nematoda, Chromadorea, Rhabditida, Rhabditidae. The record is from the annotation of a RefSeq genome assembly.